Limulus polyphemus (Atlantic horseshoe crab) is the source of this 592-nucleotide messenger RNA. Its product is annotated as frequenin-1-like. The transcript is spliced from 5 exons. Gene Ontology annotation, molecular function: calcium sensitive guanylate cyclase activator activity; calcium ion binding. The record is from RefSeq and is a predicted model, not a curated record. The annotation marks the transcript as partial. Lineage: Eukaryota; Metazoa; Arthropoda; Merostomata; Xiphosura; Limulidae.
GGAUUUCUGCGUAUAUACAAACAGUUCUUUCCGCAGGGAGAUCCGGCUACUUUUGCGUCACUGGUGUUCCGGGUGUUUGACGAAAACAAGGAUGGCACCAUUGAAUUUGAAGAGUUCAUUCGAGCCCUUUCUGUGACGUCAAGAGGAGGCUUAGACGAAAAACUCGUCUGGGCAUUCAAGCUUUAUGAUGUGGACAAUGACGGAUUCAUAACACGAGACGAAAUGUACAGUAUUGUUGACGCCAUCUAUAAAAUGCUGGGAAGUAAAGUCCAACCAGAAGACGAUGAAGAUAAUCCUACGAGAAGAGUGGAUAAAAUCUUUGAACAACUUGACAAGAACCACGAUAACAAACUGUCAUUGGAGGAAUUCCAGGAAGGAUCAAAACAAGACCCGAAGAUUGUCCAAGCCUUGUCUCUCUAUGCCUCAUAAUUGCUGCAUUGUAUUCGUUUUUCAUCAGUAUUUGUCUUUUACGUGUCAACAGAGCCAGGUUUACCAAGUUUUUCCAGUAUUGAAGAUUCUAAUUUUAUUUUUUAGAAUUCAGUCAACUUAAUUUUCUCUUCUCGCCCUAUUUUUUUUUUUUCUUUGUUCUUCA